UCGCCGCGCUUAAACCCUCAGAAACCUAAUACCACACGCUUCUCCUCUGAUGCCCUCUCUUUCCCUCUCUUCUCCUCUGUGGCUACGUCUGUGCCAACCACUUGCGGCGCUUCCAAACUCUUCUCUCUUGCUUUCCUCCGUCCGAUCAGAGGGUUUCGUCUUAGUCCGGACCUUCAAUCAACCAUAGGUGGAUAAAAGGGGAACUUUGUUAUAGUAUUUGUUGUUUUAUCCAACCGAAAUGCUCGAAGCUGUUUACAGAAACAGCUCAAUCGAGUGGAAGCCAUCCCCUGUUGUAGCUCUAGCCACUAGCGCUGACGACUCCCAGGUCGCUGCCGCCCGUGAGGAUGGCUCACUCGAGAUUUGGCUUGUGUCUCCUGGCUCCGUUGGUUGGCACUGUCAGCUGACUAUACAAGGAGACAGUAAUUCGAGAGUUUCAUCACUGGUUUGGUGUCGAGUUGGCUCAAAAGGAAUGCCAUGUGGCAGGUUGUUCUCAUCAAGUAUUGACGGUUCAGUUUCAGAGUGGGAUCUUUUUCAUUUGAAGCAGAAGACUGUCCUAGAGUCGAUUGCAGUCUCAAUUUGGCAGAUGGCAGUGGAGCCUUCUAGUAAUCCGCCAAUUGAAAAAGAUCUUGAUUCCAAGAACCUUGGAAAUGGAUAUUUAAAUGAUAAACAGAAUAACAUUGAUGAUUGUCAAUCCAGUGAAAGUGAAGAUGAUUCAGACUCGGAUGAACUUCAUGAGCAAUCUGUUGUUGAGAAUCCACGUAUAGCGAUUGCUUGUGAUGAUGGCUGCGUGCGGAUAUACACUAUUCCCGACUCAAAUGAGUUAAUAUAUAACAAAACGUUGCCAAGGGUCAGUGGGCGAGUUUUAAGUGUGACGUGGAGUUCUGAUGCAAGUAAGAUGUAUUCAGGGAGUAGUGAUGGAUUUAUAAGGUGCUGGGAUGCUAAAGUGGGUCAUGAGAUAUACAGGAUUACAGUUGGGCUUGGUGGUUUGGGUAGCGGACCUGAACUUUGUGUAUGGUAUUUACUUGCCCUGAGAUGUGGGACGCUUGUUAGUGCAGACAGUACUGGUAGUGUGCAGUUUUGGGACUCUCAGCAUGGGACACUGUUGCAGGCACAUUCUUCUCACAAGGGUGAUGUGAAUGCUCUGGCAGCUGCACCUAGUCAUAAUAGGGUGUUCUCAGCUGGAUCUGAUGGUCAGGUUAUUCUUUUUAAGCUUUCUAGUGAGAUGGUUGGAUCUAGUGAAGAUGUGUCUGCUAAAGUGAUGAAGAAAUGGGUAUAUGUGGGUUAUGUAAGAGCUCACACUCAUGAUGUUAGGGCACUGACAGUGGCAGUACCAAUAAGUCGGGAAGAUCCAUUGCCUGAUGAAAAGGUAAAAAGAAUUCGUAGUAGAAAGAGGCCUGUUGAUUUUAGUUAUCGUAAGUGGGCCCAUCUGGGAGUUCCCAUGCUUAUCUCUGCUGGUGAUGACACGAAGCUCUUUGCCUAUUCUGCCAAGGAAUUCACUAAGUUCUCUCCACAUGAUAUCUGCCCUGCACCACAGAGAGUGCCUAUUCAGUUAGUUCUUAAUACUGUAUUCAACCGGAAUUCUUUGCUUCUAGUUCAAGGAUCUUAUUGGCUAGAUAUUCUCUGUGUUCGUGUGAAAAGUGGAUUCAUGCCAGAUAGUGGUCCUGGCCCUUCUAGAGGUCAUGCAGAUACAGAUUUGCUAGCUCGAAUUAAAACUAAAGCAUCUCGGAAGAUCAUAUGCAGCAGCAUUUCUAAUACGGGAACACUGUUUGCAUAUUCAGACCAUGUUAAACCCAAUCUUUUUGAAUUGAAGAAACAUAGUGGCAAAACUGCAUGGACUGUUAACAAAAAGCAACUUCCUCAGAAAUUACCAUAUGCGCAUUCCAUGGUAUUUAGUUCUGAUUCUUCAAGGUUGAUGAUAGCGGGGCAUGAUAGAAGAAUAUAUGUUGUGGAUGUGGGCAGCUCAGAACUAAUGCAUACCUUCACCCCUCAGCGUGAAGAAUGUGAUGAGGAAUUACCACCCACUGAGCCUCCUAUAACUAAAUUGUUCACCAGUGGUGAUGGGCAGUGGUUAGCUGCUGUCAAUUGCUUUGGAGAUGUAUAUAUAUUUAAUCUGGAGACACAAAGGCAACAUUGGUUUAUGUCAAGAUUGGAUGGUGCCUCUGUUACAGCCGGCGGUUUUCCUCCUCAAAAUAACAAUGUGCUUGUAAUCACCACCUCUUCAAACCAGGUUUAUGCAUUUGAUGUGGAGGCAAAACAAUUGGGAGAAUGGUCCAUGCGGCAUACAUUUGUUCUGCCCAAGAGAUACCAAGAAUUUCCUGGGGAGGUUAUAGGGCUUUCAUUCUUACCUUUAUCAAGUCCACCUUCUGUCAUCAUUUAUAGUGCCAGGGCAAUGUGCUUGAUUAACUUUGGGAUUCCAGUGGAUCGAGAGGAGGACAAUAAAUUGGUAAACAAUCAGCAUUCUCCGUUGAAGAAGUUACAAAAUGCUCUUAUUAAUGGGAGAUUGAAACGUAGGUUGAAAGAGUAUCAAACAGAGGCUAAACAUCAAAAAAAUUUUGAAUUUCUUGCUUUCAGAGAUCCUGUUUUGUUUAUUGGAAACCUUUCUGAAAAUUCUAUUGUGAUCAUAGACAAACCAUGGAUGGAUGUGGUUAAAACUUUCGAUGCCCCUCCUGUACACAGACAUAUAUAUGGGACAUAACUGCUAUGUGGAAGGUAGUUUACAGCCUCAGAUGGGAGAAUGCAGAAGUGGCAAUUGAUCCCAAAAUUUUGAUAUUAUAUUAAAGUUUUUCCAUACUGGAUGUGAUUGGGGGAAUUUUGGGGGUGAGGGGAUCCAAGGCAUGUUGUCAAUUGUAUUCCUAAAAUAAUUUGUGACCUGUUAAAGUAGCGUUUUCGUCUUUUACCAUAUUUUUCUUUUAACCAUUUUCAUCUUCAUGUGUUUGAUCUGUAAGUGCAUAAAUUUAGUCAAGCAGUAAAAUCUUUGUUCUUCUAUCA
Molecule: messenger RNA, 2988 nt
Organism: Hevea brasiliensis (rubber tree)
Lineage: Eukaryota; Viridiplantae; Streptophyta; Magnoliopsida; Malpighiales; Euphorbiaceae
Product: WD repeat-containing protein PCN
Exons: 11
Coding region: 239-2695 (818 amino acids)
Biological process (GO): meristem maintenance; meristem growth
Molecular function (GO): protein binding
Source: RefSeq, a predicted model, not a curated record